AUGUCUUUGGCAGAAGAGCUCUUAGAUGAAGGAAGAACAUUGUACACAGACAAUUAUUAUACCAGUGUUCCUCUCGCCUUACGUUUGCGUAAUAGAAAAACCCAUCUAGUAGGAACUCUAAGGGCUAAUAGAAAAUAUUUACCAAAGGAAGUGGUACAGACCAAAUUGAAGAGAGGAGAAAUGGCUGCAAAGCAGAGCAAUGAAGGCAUAGUUGUUUGGAACUGGCGUGAUAAACGCGACGUACGGAUGCUUACCACGAAAACGUCUGCUCUUGAAAUGGUGCCAAAUAAUAGCAGAAAUACGAACGCAAUGCACACUAAACCCAAAUGUAUAGCUGACUACAAUAAAGGUAAAUCUUCUAUAGAUAUUAGCGACCAAAUGGCCACGUAUGGUACAGCCUUACGACGCUGCACCAAAUGGUACCGCAAAUUAGCAUUUGAAAUAAUUUGGGGAACAAGUGUAGUAAAUGCCCAUUUCCUGUACAACGAAUAUUCACUUCAAAAGAAACUCACAAUCACGGAAUUUCGUGAACAAGUGAUCGAUGCAUUGCUGGAGAGAAUUUCUUCAACGAAUAUCCUUCGACAGACCUUCACAAUCGAGACCAGACGACAAGCAUUAUUUGGUCCAAAACAUUGUAAACGAUAA
Messenger RNA from Parnassius mnemosyne (clouded apollo), 645 nucleotides. NCBI's taxonomy places the organism in Eukaryota, Metazoa, Arthropoda, Insecta, Lepidoptera, Papilionidae. The record is from the annotation of a GenBank genome assembly.